Molecule: messenger RNA, 1380 nt
Organism: Lodderomyces margitis
Lineage: Eukaryota; Fungi; Ascomycota; Pichiomycetes; Serinales; Debaryomycetaceae
Gene: ARP9
Product: Arp9p
Exons: 1
Coding region: 1-1380 (459 amino acids)
Source: RefSeq, a predicted model, not a curated record
AUGCCAUUAUACAAGGAAGAUAACUUUCUUAUAAUACAGCCGGGUUCUGAAUAUACCCUUUUCACAUUUGGCUUGAAAGAUUCCCUAUCACCACCACAAUUCAAAAUCCCAACCACUGUAUACAAAGAACAAGGCACCAACCAAUACUUAUCUACAGCAAGUGAGACCACGACACAAAUAAACCCAAUUAAACAGGGCAAAAUCGUUGACUUGGAUGCAUUCAAUGCAUUGAUACAAAUUGUGUUGUCAAGUGUCAUUCAACAACACCCCAUUUUAACAAUUAAUCAAAUUCCGCUUUUAAUAAUUGUGCCUUCGUUAACAUGGUCCAAGAGACAACUAGAAUAUAUCACCAAGUUUGUGUUUGAGAAUCUAGAAAUUACUGCUUUCAAUAUCUUGGAUUUGAGUCUUGGUGCUACUUUUGGCUUUGCCAAUACUGUCAACUCGCUAGUAGUCAAUAUCGCCGAGGACUAUAUACAAGUUGUACCAGUUAUAGGAUAUCAAAGUGUCAAGUUUGCUGGUGAGUACAUUCCUGGCAAAGGUGGUGUGAUAUUGGAUGAAGAUUUGAGGGUAAAGUUUCCUAAUUUUACACUGCAACAGAUUGAGGAUUUGAAAUUUAGUGGUAUAUUUGAGUUUCUCCUUGAAGGGGAGGAAUCAAUUGGAGACAUUGAUCCAGAUGCAGAUGUUGAAGUUGAGGAUCCAAGCGAGUUUGAUGUGGCAAAAGUAUUAACUGAUGAAAAUGGAAAGCAAAAGGAACAGGUUGAUGAACAACAAGUGAAAUCGAAUAAAGAAUUGGACAAGAAUUACUUUAUUGAUUCGUCCACACAGGAGAAAAUUUGGGUGGGCAAAGAACGAUUCACAACUGAGUCAAAUCUAAUUAGCAUUGUUGGUGCUGCUAUCUACAAGACACUUUUGAGAAUUAAUGAUCUUGACAAGAGGCAAGAUUGCUAUGAUAAUAUUAUACUUGUUGGCUCAGCAGUGCAGGUUCCCGGUUUGAAACAAAAGAUUUACUCCCAUUUAGUCCACGAAUAUUUGGUUAAAGAACCAGUUGCCACAAAUGGAGCUGCAAACUCACAACACAAUAUCAAUGCUGCCAUUGCCAAGUACCAACAGAAUGAAGAUGCACAGGAGGGAGAGUCACAACUGGCUUUGAGCCAAGUGCCAUAUCGUAUCCGAUUUGCGAAAGUACCUGACUAUUUCCCUGAAUGGAAAUUGCCAAAGGAGAAAGGAGGAUCGUGGCAUGAUUUUUUUUUCUUAGGAGGUGAAAUAUAUGCUAAACAAAUUUUCUCGGGAAGUUCGCAUCAUCAUAAUAAAGAGUUGUUUGUUUGCAGUGAGAUGUAUGAAGAAAGAGGUCCACAAAGUAUCUGGGAUGUAAGUAUUUAG